Molecule: messenger RNA, 20145 nt
Organism: Porites lobata
Lineage: Eukaryota; Metazoa; Cnidaria; Anthozoa; Scleractinia; Poritidae
Source: the annotation of a GenBank genome assembly
AUGGAAGUUGAAUUUAACGACGACGCAGAAGCCCGUCGCAGAUUUGAGUCCAGUCUUCCGGAAAACUGGGUCUUAUGCUCCUCAAAGACACACAGCGGCCGGUUAUACUACUUUAACUCGGUAACUGGGGAGAGCCGAUGGGAGCACCCCCUUAUACCUGACAUGGAUCCUCCGGUGAGUUUUAACAUUGCAAUCACACGACAUGUUACUAUCAUUUUCGUUUUUUUCAUUUCAGGAUUAUUGUCGUGGAGACGAGAGAGACGAGAGAUUUUUAUUUUGACAAAAUUGUCUUUAAAUGAAGCAUGGUUCGGAAAUUAAACGAAUUGUACAAAGCAAUCCGGAACCUCCUCGUGAGAGACCAUCUUCCUCCUCAACCACCAUAGAACUCUAAGAAAGAGCGUCUUCAAAUUUUUAAAAUUCGUCAAGUCUGAGCGAGCGAGAAUAUAGCUCCGUAAGUUGAGAAAAUUUAAAGAAAAAACACAAACCUACUUAACUUGUCCAGUUAAACGUUGAAAAAACAAAAAAAAGAAAGAAAACAAUUUGAAAAGGUCUAUUAGAAUGAAACAGUAACAAGAUCUCCUCCAGUAAGAACAAAACCAAGCAACGGUUAGGGCGUGGCCUAACCAGGAUGACAAGUCCACCACUCUGACCUCUUGGCCACACUUCCUCCUUUUUGACAACUGAGUAGAACUUGAAAGUUAAGAUAAAGACCAGCCGGUAAACAAAAAAAAAAUGGUGGCGGUCGCUUAUAAAAGGAGCGAUCACUCACGAUCACGUGAACUCUUCGAUUACAGUUCAAAAGGGGUUUCAAAUUCAAGAUGGUGCAUGGUCUUAGCUAGUAGCAAGAGCUAUGGCAAUAGUUGGAAUUGUUGCUUACGAGGGUCGGGUCGCAAGGAGAGCGUCGACUAUAUUUCAUCGUUUUGCGCAAAAUAUCAAGAGCGAUAAAUGGAAUUAUUGAGCAAUUUCCUGCUGGCUUAGAAUUAAUCAUUGUGUAAUUAUAAGCCGUAUGGUGAUGAGCUGAGAUUACGCUUGCAGUAUUAAAAGCUGGACAAUUCACGCGGUGACUCAAACACGCAAUCGCUGUUCGGUCUAUAAUUGUGGUAUAGAUUGGCCUGUUGACUGCCCAAGUAGCGGAUGCAUUCCACGCCUCCUCCGUCAUGUUAAGAUAUCUUUGUUAUUUCCGUCAUUUUUAUCACGAAGGGAAGGAAAAGAAAAUCUUUUUUAAGGGAUGUAAAUAAACAACAGAACAGUUAUCCGAUUUAGUUUCAAAUUUGAUAGAAAGGAGCAGUAAACGGAAGAAAACUAAAAAAGGGAGAAAAGAAGAAGAAGAACAAUUUUUAAUGCUGUUUUUCUGUUAAACCGGGCAACUAUUAGUAACAGCUAAAAAGAAAUCUCGUUUCCUGAUUUCACAGUUGAUCCAAGUAAUUAACUCGAAAAUGAGGAAAAAGAGGAACCUACUGGUGCGAGAAUUUCAGUUAAUCCCUCAAUCCUUGCAUAAUCUCUUACAUGCUUAGCGGCUAUCUUUUGCAGCUCUUUCACAUUUUUUUCGAUCGAAAGCUAGUGGAAUUGACAGGAAUUGACAAUUUUUUCGGCUACGCUGUAGGGAUCAACAACAAAUUGCAACGGUACUCACGGUCUACGUAUUUAUUACCAACGCAAGCGGAUAUCAAAGCUACCCACCCGUAACUUUCUUCAAAUAUUUCUAAUGACUUACUAUGAUCGAGUGAUUUUGUUUAAUACCAUUGACGUUGUUCUUGAAUGUAAAAUUUUGGAGUUCUAGUUUUAAAACGGAGGAAUUUGUUAAGCCAUUUUACUUUUAGGAAAACCUGCUUGCUUAUACCCUCCGAGCAGUCACAGCAAAUACGCGGCGGUGUCAGAACAAAUCGUCCAGCGGUUGUCGUCUGAAUUUAUCGAUUCCCUCCAAAAAAUAUUCAAAACGCAAAAAGGUUGUUUGGUAAAAAUGUCUUAGAAGUCGCUUGGUUUUCCAAUCGUUGGUUUUAUUUUACAAUGCCUGGAAAGGUAAGAAACGUACCUAGGGAAAGGUUAACAUAACUAUUUGUAUUUAAAAUUUUAUUUCUUAAGUUUCAUUGCAAUUCUUCGAAAAUGUCGUCAUAUCGAUGGUUACGUUUGGUUUCAAGAGGGAUCGACCACUGUCAUUUGAACUAUUUGUAAACUAGUUCAUUGCAAAUGUUCAUUCUGGUAGCGUGAAAUCCCAACUCUGGUAUAAUCUAAGAGGUGCUAAAGAAUUAGCGCCUCAGCGGGUUAAAUAAACUUAAUCUAAUCCCUUGCAGAGAGUUCAUGCAUCGCUCGCUUCCUAAAUCACCAGCACCUUGGCGAAAAGUUGUGUCAACACUGUUCUAUUCUACCAUUUGACGACUCAACCAAGUUUUGACCGCAGACUUUAUGUAAUCUUAAAGCUCUUUCAAUAUAAACAAUUUCUUCUACAAAACGAUCUCCAUCAGAAAGUGUUAAACACACACGAGACAUCGAUUAGAGAAAAAUCCUAUUGUUUUCUUUGUGUAAACAAACUUGCUCGAGGCGAAACGGUCGAUGAUUUUUCUUGAUAUUUGCAGGAAAGGGCGCCCAAUUCCUCUUCAGGUUUUAUGGUGACCGAUUUUAUUAUGCCAGCUCGUGAAAAGCCUGUCUCCCAUCCGCCUUGCGAUCCUCCUUUGUGUGAAAGUGUAAGUUGGUAUUAAGUGUUUCAAUGUUCUAGUUCGAAAGGUACGUUUUAAACUUAGGCAAAUUGUUGAAGCUGAUUAAUUUGCCUUUCUUUCUUGAAGUCUUUGUUCAUAUUUAAGGUUUUCUUUAAUAAUUUAUGAGUGAUCAAAUCCACAAGAGAAGAUUCCUCUUUUUCAAUUAGCCCAAUAAAUCGUAAAUUACAAGAAAAUAAUUAAUAGUUGUCACAUUCACGCAAUAAGCCCCUGCACUGAAAUGCUGUAGAUUAUUUCAACCUCUAAGUGUCCAAGUUCUUUAUUGAAGCGCAUAUAUCUUUAACUUUUUUAUUUAAAUGUGAUUUUGUAAACGUCUUAUUUCUCAGAUGAUCAUUGCAAGGAUUCUAAGUCUCACCAACACUCACAGAACCAAAAUCUUACUGUAUUUUAAAUUUUUCUUUCAGUGUAGAAAAUUGGAACUGACAUUUUUUGAUCCAAACUGCCCUGGCUGUCAAGAUAUUCUUUUGGAGUAAGUAAUCUUAACGUAAUAUCCAAAUAGAGCUUGGAAAUGUAAUUUAUGUUCAUUCAGGUUGAUUCAUGAUCAUCUAGAGAGAGAACUUUGAGUAACAAGGGCUUAUUUGCAAAAGGCGAGAUAUGGUAUGCUCUUUAUUUGAGACAUGACUAAGGCGAUGACAUAUUUUGAGUUAUACUCUUAUGCCCUAGCUACUCUCAUGCACUUUUAUCAGCUUAUUGAGAAAAACCCACACUUAUUGAUCAUGGUACAUGUAUGUUUAGCAGCAUUUCUGAUGUGUUAAAUUGGUGUAGCUAUUAACCCAUUCGCUCCUGGAGAUUUUGCCAAAAAACGCGUUUUGAAGCUAGUCGAGUGGUUUUCUGGUCACUGUCGUGCUAUAUUAAAAGAGCUAAAACUUACCACAAACCGGUUUACAGGUCGUACACUUGGCGGCCUUCUGAUCCAGAUGCAAAGAUAUCAGCUUGCGAAGUUCGGGCAUGGGCAGAAAGCAAAAUUUCGAGAUAGUUUUUGGGUUUAAAAGUGACACAGCAGUCUUGACUUUUACUUUUCGCUUUCUCUCCUCCCUUCUUUUUUCGCUUUUCUUGCCUCAUUUUUUUUUCUCUUGCUGGGCAUUUAGUAGGCUUCAUUUUGGUGGAAAGACUUUUUGGGAAAGCUUUUAGGAUCUUAGGAUUAGGUGAAAGGAAAGGUAGGUGGGUAAUGGAACAAGAUUUUCAUGAGGAUUUUCAGGUCCUUGUCACAUGGUUUUUUGCUUCUUUCUCCGGUGUCCUUGACUGAAUUGUGCUCAUUCUGGUAUGGUUUGAAAGAUCUCUUCACUCUGCACAAGUUAGCGAAGAAAGUUGUCCUUGACUGUUAAAACUGAUGACGUCACAAAGGGUAGAAAGGAUCUGGAUCCACACGGGCGGUUACGGGCGGUUCAGGGGUGAAUGGGUUAAAGUGUUUAAAUAAGCAGACACAUUUUCAGUAACAUGCAAAAAUCUUGAGUAGGUUUGGGUGGAAGAAUGACCAAUCCAAAAAAUUAAUAAUAAUUUUAUCAGGAUGAGGAAGUCUGUCACCAUCAAACCUUGACACUAUUUUGCCCUUUAACUUUAAAAGUCUUGAUUUUUAUAGUUAGGGUGUGCUAGAUCACAGUGUCUAGUGUCCCCUGGUGACUUGCAUUUGUCAAUUAUAUGCAGGGCACCAUGGAUUUCCUCAGUUCAUACAACUUCUUGACUCCUUAAAAGUUUGCUUUGAAGGCAGCUUGGUCGAGCAGUUAGAGCGCUGGACUUGUAAUUCAGAGGCCCUGAGUUCAAGUCCUGCCCUGACCGCUAGCUGGAUUUGUUUUCAUUAGUCCCAAGUUCAAAUCCUCAGCCACACUUGUAAAGAAGCCAACUGGAUCAUUCAUCUCCAUCUAGUUGAGAUUUAUAGCAAUGCUACAUGUAUGCUCCAUUUAAAUGAUUAUUAUUUGUUUACAUGUAAUUAUCCGUUAAAAGCCCUAUAAGAGGAGAGGAUAUUUAAAGUAUUAUCAAUUAUUAUUAUCAUUAUUAUUAUUAUUAUUAUUAUUAUUAUUAUUAUUAUUAUAAUGUUGAAAUAUUUUGAAUUUUUAGGCCAAAAACAACUAUUGCAGAAAUUUUUGCUAUUAUGCGUCAAUGGGUUCCACAAGUGCAGCAAAACAUUGAAAUGUUAAUUAGAGAGGUGAGUUCAAGCUAUUUUAGUAAGUAAGUACGGUAACUAAGUAUUUAACAACUUUGUUUUAAGAGGGUAGCACAUAACAGAGGAACCGACAAACUACUGGCCCUUAUGCUAAUCAGAAGCCCAUAACCUGUAGCUAGCAACUCCAAAACUAGGCCUGCAUGUAUGUCAAGGCAUUUUCAAGGAUCAUUUUAUUUUUAUAUUCAUGUUAGAGCACCUUUUCCCAUGCAAGUGUUAGUUUCUCUCUGUCUAUGGGCACCUUCAAAGUAUAAGAUUCAACAAGGAAAACUAAACUUUGUUAAAAAGUCACAAAUACCAUGUGUUCGGCCUGAAAAUUUUAUUGACUGAUUUGUAUAGAUAUUCUAAUUUCUCACAAUUGUUUGAAAAAUAAUCUGGUCAAUGAAAAUGCUGGUGACAUUAGUACAUGAAAGUUGCUGCUCUGUGUUAUGGGCUCCUGCAGGCAUCAACUCCUUGCUUUCAUUAGAUGGCUCCACCUAAGUAUUUUUAAACCAAUAUUGCAUGUACAACUAUUGCAGAAAUUUUUCUCAUAUUAUACAUCAAUGGGCUCCCAGCACUUGAAUAUAUUAUAUAUUUUGUGAAAAAAGUUGGCCCUUGUGGUGGAGAGAAGGAGAACAUUUGAUUUUAUUAAGUUAAGCAUUCAUUGUUUGCACAUUAUAACAAUUAACUUGACUUUUUAUUGUCAAGUCUUUAAUACAUGUGCCAGUGGGUCCAAAUACACACACUGUGGCUAAAUUACAUUUACCCCACUGUAAGCUGAUCCUGGGGUCUUUUAGUUUGUUUUUGUGUGUGUGUGUGUGUGUGUAUGUAUGGCAUCAUGACUGCACAUAACUCUAUGUUGUAUUUUCUCUUCCUUCCUUUUUUGUUACAGCAUAAUGUGAGCAAUGAUGUUAUCUGACUGACCAAAUGAUUAAAAUAAUAAUUAACAAUGAAUGAAUUGGGCUGAGUAUCUUAUGAAGAAUUAUGGAGAUCAAGGAGGGUGUUAUCCAUUGAGGCCGUAGGCCGAGGCGGAUAACACCCUCCAAGGUCUCCCUAAUUCUUCAUGUGAUACAAAAGCCGAAUUCAAUAACUGUUAUUCAUUCAAAAUAAUUCCUGGUUUAAAAACAUAGCUUAAAACGUGCUUACCUCCAUCGAUGUUAAGUUCAUCUUCCAUAGUGCACGUUUAGGGUUGUUCAGCUCCGCAAAUAUUCUCCAAAUAGCAGAUGUCGCGCCCUUUGAGUUGUCUCCCUGCUGUUCAUGGUAUGUUUUUAGCUAUUAUUUCACCUAGUUCUUACUCUUGAAAUAAGUGAAAUGUCUGCCAUUUUUGUUUUCACAACCAAAACAAAUCAACCUUGUCAACAGGUCUUCUUGGUUAAUGAUGAUUUAACCUGCAAGGAAGCUGCACUUUUGACGUCAUCGGUUGAUUAAUUGAAAAAUUUUUCCAAAUUUGGUCAUCAGUAGCUGGUUAUAUAAUGGUGAAUUAUGCAUGUGCUUUUAGCCAAUCAGAAUCGGGGAAAUAUUUUGAAUGAAUAAUAAUAGGAAAUUUAUAAUUGAAGCUGUUGAAUAUAUUAACGUGGUUUGAAUGACAGGUGUUAAGGCGGGGUGCACAUGUUGACGAUCGAGACGGACUUACAGACAUGACACUUCUUCACUAUGCAUGCAAAGCAGGGGCAGGUAAUGUUACUGUACCUUACAAAUUAAAACAGCAUACAGUAAGGUCAAUAUACGUGUAAACCUAAAUAAUUGGAGAGGACUUGUUGGGAGUUGCGCUGUCAUUUUUGGGUGAAAGGUACAGUCAUGUAGGGGUUUGUGAAGUGUGUAAUUAUUGUAGGGUUUUUGCCACCAACUUCCAACAGUUUUAUCAGUUGAUAUUAAAUUAAUAUACUGUCAUUCACUUUAAAAGAAUGACUACAGUCUGCCUUAAAUUUAAAUUAUGCUACUGUUAAGUGACAGAUGCACUUUAAUUGAAUCGACAUGGACUCUGCCUAAAACUCUUUACUUCUCUUGAAAGAAUAAAUAUUAUUGAUGCUUAUGCUUGUGAGAAUAAAGCUUUUUUAGUUAAUUAUUAUAUUCUCUGUCUUUGCUAAUGGUCUCUUUUGAUUUAACCAGGGAUUUAGCUAAGGGAAAGAUAAGCAGGCUUUUUCAUUAGUCAAGCCAGAUUUUUUACUCAACUGCAUCUCUAAAAUCCCCCAUGUUUUUGUUUGCAUUUGAGGUGGUGGUAAGCUCUUUUUCAGCUGGUGAAAUAAGCUGGACACCGGCUCUUAGUGACAUCCCUGGUACCCCAUGCAGUGUUCUACAAUGUUUGGACACUUAAUGUUAUAACAAUUGUAAAAUAUAAUAUAUAUACACUGGCUACUUGAGCCCACUCUCCCAUCCCUAAGAAUAUUAAAUUUCAAGCAAAAUUGGUACAAAUAAGUCUAUUUCAGAGCACAGAACCUGUAACGCUCCCCAGAAUCUUCUGCCAACUUUAAAUGGAUAAUUUAAGUAUUAACGUAAUGUUACUGUUAACAGUAUUUCAAUUUUUUUUUGCUAAUUAAGUGUCCCGUUUUUUUAUUGUAGUCGGUGUUGGUGAUGUCUCUGUUGCAAGUAAUGUUGUCAGCUCAUUAAUCUCAAAGGUACAGUGUAAGAAAAGAAUCUUGCACACAUCAGUAAACCUUUAUUUAACUAGGGUAAUCCCUUCAGAAAUACUUAAAAGUAUAUCUGUUAUCAACAGGAGCACUAAAUUAAGACUAAUAAAAAAGUUUAAAAUAAAAAGUAAGAAACUAAGUAACUAUAAGUUAAUAAUAGUACAGUAUAACAAUUAAAACUAAUUCUUAUUUACUAAAUAAUUAUUAUACACAACUGAGCCUUUAAAAUAAAAACUUUUCUUGGCGGUCUCAGUUCUUACUGCAGGUAAGUAUAUAAAAUUGCUUCUUCUUGUUUCUCUUAAAAUAACUUCCUUAUUCAACUUAAAAUAAUUCUUUAAAAACUGUGGUACAUUAUUAUUUAAACACCUCUUCACUAAACCUAAAAUAUGAAUGUUACAGCGAUCUUCUAAACUCUGAAAUUUAAGAUAGUCGGUGGAUGUGUACCACAUUUACAUUUACCCGCCUUUGCAAAGAUUCAAGACUUUCCAUAUCUGCUUUAUUGCAGCUGUACCAAACAACAUCGCAAUAAUCAAAAAUGGGCAAAAUUAAUGAAUUAUACAUCUCGAAAGCUGCGUGUAUAGUGAUAUUCCUUCUAAGGUGCCCUAAGACACCAACUCUUUUACCAACCUUAGAAAUAACAUAACGAACAUGGUCUUUCCACGUAAGACUAUCGUCAAGAACGAUGCCUAAAUACUUAAAAUCAAAAACUCUAUUAAUUUCAUAAUCACCUAUUUUGAUAAGUACUGUGUCAGUAGCUUUAGAAAGCCUAGCAUCAGUUCCAAAAAUUACAAAUUCUGUUUUUCUUUGGUUGAUAAAAAGAAAAUUACUGAGAGUCCAUUUAUUCACUUCAUCUAGUUCGGCAUUCAAAGUUUCCUCCAAGAUUUUCAGCUCUACUUAAUGCCGGCUGGCUAUGGUUAUGACUUCCAGUAUUGGCAGUUUCAAACCACAUUGGUCAGUAAAAAAUUGUCAAUUUCCUUCAUUUCCUAGCCGUACGAUGUACUUAUUUUUUUUAUCAAUUAUAAAUAGUUACAGCUAGGAGAAAAAAGGAAAUUAUUGAGAAUUAUCGAACUAAAAUGAAAUCAUUUUGAAUUUCACUUUGAUUUCAACAGUACGCAAACAUGGAAAUAAGGUAUUUUUAUUUUAUUUAUUGUUUAUUAUUAUUGAUUUUUUUCUGUUUCUAUUAUUGUUUUGUAGGGUAGUGAUGUCAGCCAGAAGUGUCGUUGGACUGACAUGCUGCCAUUACAUUACGCAGCCUUCUUUGAUGCUGCUCCAAUUCUGAGAGUUUUACUCAAGGCAUCCAGUGCAAGAGGUACAGAAACUUACAGAAAAUUAUGCCUUUCAUUUUGAAUAAAAGACGGCUAUCUGUCACUUGAUGUUCAUGCACAUUAUAUUAUUUCAUAUCAGAUGUUGAUAUCCGGUGUAAGGAAUUUGAUAAUGGUACUUCUCUGCACAUUGCGUCAAGCAAUCUUUGCCUGGAAGGAGCCAAGUGCUUGGUAAGUGAUUUUUUAAAUUCAAAAAGUGUGUUUAGAAACAGAGCACAGCGGUCAAAUGGCCAGUUUUUCCAAAUUCCUACUGGCCAGUGAGCUAUUUCUGUUGGCCAAUAGCUCAGAUGACACCACCGUUUUUGUCGAGCCCUGGUUGAACUAAAAUAUAAGGGGUUAUAUGUUUUAGUAUGAUAGAAUGAUUGAGGUUUUGGUCUUUUGAGUUCCAUAAAGUAGUUUAAUGGCGGAGUGGUCUAUGCCCAAGUAAUGGUACAUUGUUAUUUAAAGUAUAAAAUACACUAUUAUAUACAUAUACAAUUUGCAAUUCUUUGAUGUUGAAUAAUAAACUUAUUUCCUGAUUUUCUUCUUACAAUGGCAAUAGCUUCAACAUGGGGCUGAUGCUUCACUGAGAGACAAGCUUAACAGACUAGCUUUACAGUGUAUUCCUGAUGGUAAGACAAAAAUAAUAAAUGUAAAAACUUAUAUAAAACGUAACAAUAAAAGUAUAUUCAUUUUCGCUUUAAAAUAGUUAUUCUAUUCACGUUUGGUUUUCGUGAAUGGAAUGUUACUUUGAAUGAUGAGUCUAUGUAAACUGAGAUCUGAAAUAGAGUUACUUGUAGAAGAGUAUUAUAUGUAUGACAUGAGGAAAUAUAUUUAGUUAAAUUUGAUUCAGUUCGUAAGCCUGGUGCAAACGGACGCAACAUUGUUGGCCAACAACUCCCAACAUUGUUGGACGUUACGUGUUGCAUCCGUUUGCACACCCUGUUGCGCGCUGUUGGGAGCUUGUUGUGCAAAGUUUGAAACUGGUCAAAUUUUUAGCUACGUGGAAAUGGAUUCAACAACUUCCAACAAUGUUGCGUCCGUUUGUACCGGGCUAUAGUUUCCAAGAGUUACUCAGUCAUGCAACCAAUUUAUUUAGGAGUCUUCACAUGACUAUCCCCAUUUUCUGUCAUUUCAGACUAAAUUUGGUUACUGAAUAAUAAAUUAUCGGUCAACCUUACCCAGAUCUCUUUCGCUCUGGAUUAGGGAGCUUUAGUAACGAUGACGGCGAGGGCAACGAGAAAAUCACAAUUUUAAGCAAUUGGUUUAGAUUGGCAAAACAACAACUUUGCACGUGCAUUACGCUUUUUUGUAUAUUUCUUUUCCGUCACUGAACCACUACAACAUAAAAGUGCCUAAUUUCACGUUUUCUGGAGGAUGUGAACUUCUUUUGCUUUUUCUGAACUUGAUUCAGUCUUUUAGGAUCUAACUCCAUAAACAUUUACCAACAGUCACGAAUUGAGCAAGACGGAAUCUAGGCGCGAUAAAGUUUAAAACAGCGCGAAUUCACUUUGUAAGUGACUGACAUUGAAGUUUAUCGUAGCCUUAAGCUCUCUAUAGUGUUCCACUGCAACUUAACAAAAGAAAAAAAGAAAGCCAAAGUUAAAAUAUCUACACUCUUAUCGACUGGGAAAUGCAAUCAUAAUUAUCAAAACUCAAGUGGAACCAUAAGCCGCAGGCAAGCAGGCGAGUGCAGGUCUCACAGCAAAGUUUUGAACAUUUUUACGUCAUUUCUAUGGUUGAAAAGAAUGUAGGCUGUUGGGAAUUGUUUUCGAUUUGUUUUUUCAGGUUUUGAUAUUGUGAUGUCUAUUUUAUCUUGGAAAAUCGUGUUCGAGGGGUAAAGAAACACAAUCGUUGUGCCAUCAUUUAACAUCAUUGAAAUUACUCUGUUACUGUGGAAAAAACUUUCCCUCACAUGCUCGCAAGUUUAAAACUGUCCGGAGAAUAUUAUGUAUUUGUACCAAUUGUGCUGUGUUUGCGUUGUUUUCCUUCCUAUCAGUAACUUCUUUUGAGCAAGAUUCUGAGCCAGCAAUUGUUGCUGAAAAGAUGACAAGACUUCUUUCAGAAGCAGAGCCACCCAUGAGGACAACACAAGAUCAAGAGGUUGGGUUGUUGUUUUUGUCGUCUUUUUUUUCUUUACUAUUACACAGGACGUCAUGCUCUGUAUAUGUGAAUAGAGUUAGGAAUACAUACGAGAAGUCUGUCCAGAGGGCGCAAAGGAAGUGCAAAAUUUGCCAUCCAUGAGGCACAGAUGAUGAUGAUGAUGAUGAUUGUUAUAAUAAUUAUGACUAUUAUUAUUAUUAUUAUUAUUAUCAUUAUUAUUAUUGUUACUAUUAUUAUCAUUAUUUUCUUCUUUAACUUAAUUUAUAUUAAAAUAAUAAUAAUAAUAAUAAUUAUUAUUAUUGUUGUUUUGAUUGUUAGAAUGAAGUGCCAGCAACUUUGGCUUCUAUGGGUCUUAAAAUUGGUGAUCAAGUAUGCAUUGGCGGGAAUAAGGUAUGUCAACUGGAUUUUCCCCUUGGAAAAGUCUGCUAGUUACAUGUUACACCUGGAAUGAAUCCGCAGUAGAAUUUUUGCUGAAAAAGUCAACUCUUCUUUAACAGUGGGGAAUAUAACAGAAUCCUAAGUUACAACUUGAAUGUAACUAGAUGUUUCUAAAACGACGGAAAUUUUAUUGGAUAAGAAGGCAAUACCACAUCUUUUUACAUCUUCUAGUAAGCGAGUCCUUCUGAUACAAUGGUCGUCUAAUCGUUGUAUUCGCUGUAUGUACUCCGCUACUGACAGUAUGAAAAGAACUUUUAGAAAAAACGUACGUGUUGAUUUACAUAUAUUGUAACCCAAAAAAUUGCAUGCAGUAAACUCUCCCCGAAAAGUAGAUGUGUCCGGACUUCUUCUCAUACAAGUCCUCCUGCAGUUCGACUCUCGUAAGCGACAAUUAACUCUUCACGUUUUGGUUGGCUGGACUGUAUGUAUUAGUAGUUGUACACGGCAGUAUAAAGGACUUUUAGUAGAAAACGGGGCAAUAAUUUGCGAUGGUUCAUCAGAAGAGAAAAAUUAUACAGCAUGAACCAGUGAGUGAGUGGGAAUGAGACCAGAAUAUUGUGAAUGUUUUUGUUUCAGUUUGGGAUCCUUCGUUUCUGUGGCCCGACUGACUUUGCUUCAGGGGUAUGGGCUGGAGUGGAACUGGAAACACCUAUUGGGAAAAAUGACGGCUCAGUUGGAGGAGUCUCGUACUUUGAGUGUUUUCCCAAACAUGGUAAGCUAACAAUGAGAAGCAACUCACAAUAAUUCAAAAUGCAAAAACCUGCAAGCUCCAUAGUAAGUAGACCGUUAAUACGAAGCUUGGUAAGUUUCACAGAAACUUUGGUACUGUAUCAGUGGAGGAGCGAAAUUCUAUCGGCAGAGAUUAAAGGCUGAAUUGGCCACCGUAAUUGAGGUUUAUAAGUAGCCCUCUUAACCUUUCGGCAGACCUCUGUCAAAGAGUGGAGUGUUGGUGUUGUGUGUGGUGUAUUUUAUUCAGUGAUGGAGCUAUGUUAUACUCUGAUUUAGAAACUGUGGUGUAGGCCUGUGAAAAGGCUCUGGCAGGAGAGCGUGGCUGACCGGUUACUGGUCAAGUCGCCCGAAAGUCAUCUCGCGUCGCCACAAGUCAGCUUGUUUCGAAGUUAUGUCGCCCGAACGCCGAGGUUUACUUACUCUUAUAUACAAAUCAACGAAGCCACUUCGCACCUUUAAAAAAGUGUAUUUAUCGUUCCUAAAGCUUGAAAAAAGGUAGGUCAACAUAACUUCGAGCGUUGUUGGGGCGAUGUGACUUAUGGACGACUUGACCUUGUUUGCACGUCUGGUUGGCGGUAACUUAGCCCACCGUAAGUAAUUUAUACCCCUAAAAAUUCAACGGCAGGAAAACUCGCCUAUAUUUGACCAGUUGAGCCAAUUAAAAUCACCGCCAUAAAUUUAAAAGCCGUUUCCGCCAUAAGGUCUCUAUUAAACAACCUGUUCUUUUAGCUAAUCAGUAAAGAAAACCAUAUGUACUUCAUCAGGAAUCUUCGCACCUUUAUCUAAAAUCACCAAAGCAGACUCCUCACCAGGCUCCCGUCCCAGCUCUCGUCCCACUUCAGCCUCUCGUUCACAGGCUUCGUCGAGGUCCAGUUCAAGGCCAAACUCGAGAUCAAGCUCUCGCGCAAACUCACCGACCCCCUCUUCGCGGAUGAAUGGAGGUGACGAGUCUCUUGGUUUUCAAGUAAGUGGUCAAAGUUUAGUUACCUACUAACCUGAACAACACUUUUGAAGCCUGUGACAGUAACGCAGUAACGUAGAUUACUGUUAAAUACGCCCAUUGCAAGCCUUGCUUUUGACAGACCUCAGUGUUGCGGUCAGCAAUUAUUAUUUAAAAAAAAAAAAAAAGAAGCUAGAAAAUUAGCUGGAUUUUGCUAACCUGCGUUAAGGCUCUAUUUUCUUGCAUGAAUUGGGUUUGGUUACAGAUUAGGGUUUGUGAAACCUGAAUUCUUUUCUGAAAAUAAGAAAAAACAGUUUCUGAGCAAAUUAAACAUCCCCGAGGUGAGUUCAAAAGGGUCGUUAUUUUUUUUUUCUCAAAUACAUGUACAAUAAACCGUUUAAGGCUACUUUACUUCGGUUUCAGGUUAAGAAACAAAGAAAAUGAACCUAUAUCGCCGCCUACUGGUAAAUGUGCUUUGGAGAUGGCUUUUUAAAAUCUCAAUACAACUGAUACAAGAUUUUAAACAAGCAACUGACACCAACAGCAGUACAUGAAAUACUUUUCUCCAGAUUCUUGAGUCAAAUCCAGCACAUUUUUAGCCUGAGAAAGUGGCCGACAUUUCGCGACGCCACCACUGGUUUCCCCGCGAAAUGACGUCUGAGAAACGAAGAAGGCACAAAUUUCAAACUGAUGACGUGUCACUGCCGAGGUCAGAGUAGUGCUUCUGAUUGGUUGUGCCGCGAAAGAAAUUUGCUUCAACCAAUAAGAAGCACCACUCAGGUCUGGGUAGUAACACGUCAUCAGUAUGGAAUUUUGGGCUUGUUACUCGGACGUCAUUUCGCGGGAACACCAGAGGAAGAGUCGUGAAAAGCAGGUUGUUUUGUCAGGUGUGCUAACCUGACAAAACAGCCGGCUUUUCAAGUGUCGUGACGGCAACCACAUCUGAAUCUUCACAGCACUCAACCCGGCACUGGAUCGUCUGCUGAUCUAGUCUUACUGUGGAUUUAAUUUUUUUUUUUGCAGACAGGCGAUAGUGUGAUGGUUGCUGGCCAGAAAACCGGAACUGUAAGGUUCGUUGGAAGGACGCAGUUUGCAUCAGGGUGAGUCUUGUGAAUAGCACUCGAGGAAGAGAUAUCCUACCUUCCCCAUCUCCAUUGAAGACAAUAGUGAGACCCGUUCCUUUUUUUUCAUGUUUGUGUAAGCCGGAUCAGUUAGUGAAUAGCCAUCACCCUGAUGAUAAGUAAACCAUCAAAGUUAUAGUUCCAUCAAGUCGCGAAAAUUACACACGUGGGCCCCCCACCCAGUCUCCUUCCGAUCCGCUCGGGCCAGAGUUACUCAUUACUCGGGCCCGAGCGGCUGCGAAGGAGACUAACCUCUCCACACCUACCCACCACCACACUACAGACAUCACGUCUGUACGACUUUGCAGAAGGUGUAUCUUCGUAAGUUUUUCGCAAAAAACUCUCAAAUUGGCAGCUUUACUGGUAUUUAGGCGCCCUCUCCAGCGGUGUCGAUAGACAUGACACGGAAGAGUUGAAAAAAAGAUCCUUGAAAGGGUCAAUUUAGAGAGGGAACAUUUAGAAUUGGUAAUAAGUUUGUGCCUUGUAAUUGUCAGUACAUCCUAAUUGUGCCUUGAAACUAAAACUGGUGUUAUUACUCAUGCCAAGUUAGACACCAGGGCCCUGUUGUUCAAACGUUGGAUAGCACUAUGCACCGGAUAAAUCACUAUCCAACGGAAAAGUAUUUGAGAAAACAAUUGCGUGAUGCACUGGAUAGAGAUCUAUCCGGUGGAUAGCGUUAUCCACGUUUUGAACAACUGAAGCCAGGAAUUUCACAAUCAGCCAUCAGAAUUUAAAACAAUUUCAAGUACAUGCGCCCGUCCUCCCAGCUCCGCUGCGUUUCAGGCUGGCGUGGCCUUUUUUCUCGCACAGAGUCUUGUAAUGUAGCCAGAAUUGUCUAAGCUUUUACUCCUGAUUCGUUGUGACUUUUUAACCGACAAAAAGAAGUAGUACGUAUUUCAGAGAGCUGUGUUUAAUUGAGUAGCUUUUAAGGGUUAGUGUCUCGAUGUUCCAGUUCCCUUUGUUUAGUUUCUUUGCUUUGCCAAGGUAAAAUACAUAAUAAUUAAAUAAUGCAAGAAUGGCAAACUUGCAAGGAAGCCCAGAAGAAACAGAGAGACUUUAUAGUCACGGAAAACAAGAAGAAACGUCCAGCCCGUCUGACAUUAAAACGUGAGACAGUCAUGAAUGGCUUUCGAAAUUCAAUAGCUAACCGCCUUGUUGUCGGUAUUUCUUGUUUUUUAGUGUGUGGCUUGGUAUUGAGCUUGACCAACCGGUCGGAAAAAACGACGGAGCGGUUUCAGGCGUUCGAUACUUUGACUGUAAACCGAGCCACGGAGUGUUUGCUCCUCCAUCAAAAGUCAAUAAGUAAGUCAUUCAUAAUCUUACCACCAAGGUGUAAUAUUUUCUUGUUAAGGUGAAUAGCCGUCCAACAGGUGAAAAGCGCCACUGAAGCUAGUGAACGUUACCAAGUAACUCACGUAAUAAUUCACUUAUUCAUAAUUCACGUUAUUCUUCAGAGUUGGAGACCAGUCACAUCGUGGCGAUCACAAUGGUUUUGUCGUCCCAUCGGCCCCUGCUGGUAAGAUCAGAUCUAGCUCCCAGAGCUCCUUGCAAGCCUCGGGAUCUCAUGGCUCCUUAAGUGACUUAUCACAAACUGAUUCCAACCCUGACCUUAACGGCAGUGCCAGGAAAUGGUCGACCAAUUCUUCUCCGGAUCAUUCAUUGAGACGAGGCAGCGCGUCAUCUGAUAGGUACAUUGUUAUAGAAGUUGUGGUUUCGACAGAGCACAAUCUGAAUCUAAUUGACGAGUUUAUGAAUACCGUCGGUUGCAUCUAAGCGUGUACACGUGAGGAAAAACAUGUUUUGCCGCCAAACAUUCGAAGUUUGGAGUAGAAGGCGGCUGUUGUCGACUGGAUUUGUUUUCGCUCAACAAUAUUGGCUACGUUUAGAAUCGGGAUUUAAAAGCUAUAGAGAACUGUAGAAUCUGAAAUCUUAAUAUAAAGAGAAUAGUUUUGUGUGCACUUUACGCCUGAAAGCUUAAGCUUGUUAUUUUUUGUUAUUUGUUAUUUUUGGCAAUUUUUACUCUCAGAAGCGGCUCAACAUUGCGUAGAGGAAGUUUGCCUCAACAGAAAGGAAAGUCGUCAGCAGAAUUUCAGCUUACAGAGGUUGGUAUCAAGGUUUCGCUUACGGUGGUUAUUCAUUAACAGACUGAAGUUUAUCAUUAUGGCGUAAUCAGAGCUCGAAAAUGCUCAGCCAGCGAACAAGUUUUCCAUAUAUGGCAAGCGAAGCGAGCUAAGAGACAACGCGCGAGCGAGUGACUCGCGACUUCUCCAAUAUCGUGACUCUCCCAAAUGAAGAUGUUGCUCGCUGGCUAGAAUAGGGUUUAGCUCGUUUACUAGGCGCUUUUUGGGAACUGGGUCUGCGGUCCUCUCCCCGCUCCCCUCAGGAAAAAUCGGAGAAGAGGCCCUUCUCCCAGUUUUCCUAAGGGAAAGGGGUCUGUACACAGGCUACUGAAAUUAAGUCUUAAAUAAUCCCGUCUGUUUCUCCGGGACCAGUUGUGACUGUUCAUACUCACUUGUGUAUUGACAAUUGCCCAUAAUUCGUCGUUUAACUAAAUCAUCAAAAAUUAAACUAAGAAAAUUGUUUGUUUCCUUUUCACGAAAAAAUUUUUUUUUUCAGAGACGUAAACCGGCUGCGUCAUGAAUAUCAUGGAAAACUUAAAGUAUCUCUCUGCGAUUUUUCGUCCGUUUCCUGUCGCGAUAACCUAAAGUGCUGAGUAAACGUUACUCGGCAGUGUUGAGUAAUUGUUUUAUAUUACUGUGUAUUUAGUUUUUGUUGCUUUGUGCCAACAGGGCCUCAGCGUACUUGUAAAUAGUGAGCUUGGCGUUAUUCGGUACAUUGGAUUAACGGAAUUCGCAGAAGGAAUCUGGUUGGGCGUAGAAAUGAGAAAACCAGGUAAUAGACUGAAGUAGACUACGAGCAAUCGGUUAUUUUUAUUUAUCACAUGACAGAUACAGCCUCAUUUCUCGAAACCUCAGAAAAUUCGAACCAAACCUUACUUCCCCUGACCAGUAACACACUGUAAUUUUAACCCCCAUUUUUCGAACAUCCCGACAAUUCACUAGUAGUCCAGUUUGUUUUUCCAAAGGUGUUUGAAAAAUUGGAAUUCCAUUGUAGUUAAGAAAGAGCAAAACAGCCGCGAAAAGUCCGGCCUCUUCAUCCCGCGAUCCGUAUCCUCUCGGCGCGAGUACCUUGUAAAGCUGGUCCCAAAGUUGGUAAAUGAAAAAAGAGGCGGUGUUUCUAUCAGAGUUGAUCAGCAAAAUGAAACGCAAAUGUGACUUGGUUGAACUGUGUAUGCGGGACUAUCUUCCUGUCGCAGUCCACUUAACAUACUUCGUACUUAGGUUCUGGAUUUUGCCACACCCAUACCCGCGAACUCGGAACAAUGGUCAGUCUACCAGUCUCAAUUGACCCUGUAAGCCCCAAUAUCAACAUGCAUAUUCUCCUCACUGUUUGUUAUACAUUCCUUAUGGUAUUGCUGGAGAGAAUUUGCUCAAACCUCAAGACAUUUCACCCUUGGUGAUCACUUCCUUCAUUGUCGUGACCUGUAUGUUUGCUGAGGCAGGGUUAAUUAUUGGGAAAAUUUGUGUGAUGAUCAUCGCUGUCGAGUCAGUACUUUCAUAUCGGAUGUGGUGCAUUAUGCUAACAAUCCUGAGACCGACUCGGUAACGCACUUUUAGCAAUCUCGUAUGACUGCUGUAAUGUAGCUAACUGAAAAUUGUUGUUUUUACAGUUGGGAAAAACGAUGGAUCUGUUAACGGCAAAAAGUACUUUCAUUGGUGAGAAGCUUCCACAUAAUUCUUUUUAAGUUGUUGUUGCUGUUCCCUUUAUUUUCUAAAUUAAAGUUUUCCUUUCUUUGGCUCAUUUUGAUUUUGCACUGACUGAUACACGGCGUCCUAGUGGUCAGUGCUUUGGAAUCCGGAUCGAGACUAGAGUUGUGUAGUCAUGGGCAAAACACUUUACCAAUCAUUCUGUCAAUAUAAUCUGUCAAUCAAUCAUUCUGUCAAUAUAGUUAACGUAACAUUGAUAUCGUUAACAUUUUUUUUUCCAGCAAACCUCAACAUGGCCUCAUGGUUCGACCAAGUCGAGUCACUUGUAGAGGAAUUAAUUGCGCCAAGUUAAUAAACGAGGUGGAAUCGUAAUUUAAUGAAUGAUAUAACUGGAAAGAGGUACGUUCUAUUACGGGAAAUCGCGAAAGGUCCUGAAGAUCAUCCCUGUUGUCCCGAAAGAUUGAGAACAUGCGUCUUUAAGCUUGGCAACAACUGGAGAACCACUGUGCUGGAUAAAAUUCUCCCUCGGCAGCAAACAUCCAAUCGAAUUUAAGCUUGGACAAUGUCUCAUAAAAAGCAAACUUGGGCGCUGAUAGAUGACAAUGAAAGAAUUGGCUAGGAGUAUUCAAGAAAGCAGCGUCAAAAAAAAUCAGAGUCUUCUUUCUGUCUUCCAUAUCGUUUUACAGUCUUUUUAUUUACGUUUAGUUAUAAGAACAGAUAGUUCCCUUAAUGUUCGAAGAUACCACCUCUUUUUGCCAUUAGGGCACUAUCAACAUACUCGAAAUCAAAAUUUUAUUUUUUAACUGUUCCUUUUUAUCGCCUAAAUCACAGUCUUAGCUAGACUGUGAGCGGUGAAGAGAAAAAUUCUACCCUAACCUUUUGCUCGCUUUUCACUUAAUAAGGUAUACGAAAUGGGCGACGAGGUCUUUCUUAGCCAGCGUAGGUAGCUGGCGGGUUUUUUUUUUUUUGUGGUUCGUAAAGUAAGAGAUACAGCCGUGCGAAAGCUGAACCGAAGUCGAGCCAGAAAACGACGAACCAAAAACGAAAAUCACGGCAAAACCGCCAGCUCCGGGGGCUCCGACGUUCUGUGCAAUUUUUUAUGUCAGUUUUAACAAAGUCAGUAACUAUUCCACGAACCGCAUUUUCGGUUUACGACAGGGGUGUACCCAGUGUUUUUACCAGGGAGAGUUCUAACCCUCCGAAAUUAGCCACCCAAAAAAGUUUAGUCAUUUCGAUGUUGUGAUUUUAAGACAAUUGAUAAAACAGACCAUGGUGUGAUAGUGCGCUGUUAUACUGCAGACAUUUCGCGGGCCCAUACACUUGUGUCAGUUAAAACUAUAGAGCAGCUGUGGUGGCACUUUCAUUGACCUUUGAAAACCUUAGAGUACCACUUUUAUACAUAGAAAAAAAAGGAGUGGAGGGGUUCCGAGACUCCGAAACCCCAACAACCCCUUCCUUGGGUCCAUCCUUGCAAGAGUGUAACAGUUUGUAAGAGUAUAUCAGGAUUCGUUCACGUCAUCAAAACCUGUGAAUUAUAGCAGUCUGUUUUAAGGCCUUGAAAAUACCUGAAGUUAGUGUUUGGUCCUUAAAAAAGUCCUUGAUUAUUUUACUAUAGAACAAAUCAAUUAUGAACACUUUAGUUACCGUAAAAUUCCGAAAAUAAGUCCCUCCAUGUAUAGGCCCCUCCAAAUAUAAGCCCCCCAAACUCGUAACGCAAAAAACCCUCCAUUAAAUCGCCCCUCCAAAUAUAAGCUCCCCGGGGGCUUGUACUUGGAAAUUGCCCUCGAAUUCUAAGGAAAACAAAGCAAAAACGGUAAAUUUCCUUCUAACUAUAAGGCUAGCCCAAUUGAUUUUGAAACGCAAAUUUCCCUCCAUAGAUAAACCCCUCCGAAUUUAAGCCCCUCCAAAAAUAAGCCCCUCAAAAAGGGCCUUUGAAAAAUGUAACCCCGGGGCUUAUUUUCGGAAUUUUACGGUAGUUUAAAAGUACAGAGUGCAAUUGCAGACAGAAUAAAUGCUGUAAGUGCUUUGUCCCUCGCACAUGUGCAUUGACAUAGAGCCACAAGAUCACUGCGUAUGUCCUUGUUUUCAUAUUUCAAGCUCUCGCUUUCAGCGUUUGUGCAUUAACUCUCUAAACAAUAGCCCCAGAAACCUCCAAUAAAAGUCCCGGCCUGACAAAAAGGUUCACGAACCCUGUAUAUAGGUUGUAACGACGCUGUAAGAAAUUUCCUUUGCGCAAUGCUAUUUUUAAGUGUAAAUUUGAAAACUUAAAAU